AAAUGCUAACCAAAAACUAACCAUAUUCAAAGCCAGUUUGUCACAUGAGUGUCACCUGGGUGCAAAAACAUAGCGGGUGUCUAUAGUGAUUUUUUAAGAGCAGAGUCAGGACUUGUUUGUUGGUGGGUGUCAGAAUUGGAAAAGUGUUCAUAAACAUUUUGUUUUUUACGCAUGCUAUCAAAUCGGACACAUUUCCAAGCCAGUUGUGUGUGCAUAAAAAACAGUUGUGACAGUUGUGGCUACAGGUGAUUAGGAGGGACGAUUCUGGUCCGUGGAGCUUCAUCUUUGCGGCGGUGACCAUUUUAUCACGGCUACGUAGCUGAUUAUCAUAUCAGUGAACUAUCGAAGAAUUUAACAGGCUUAGCCUGCUAGGUAGCAAACAUGCCUAAUUUAGGUUGCUUUAGCAAACCAGUGUAGCUCGCCUAAAACCUGCAUCAAGAGACUAGCUACGUAGCUAGGUCAUGUUCUUAGGGCAGUCGUGGCUUAAUGGUUAGAGUCUUGUAACCCGAAGGUGAACCUGAAGGUUGUGGGUUCGAGUCUCGGGUCCAGCGGGGAUUGUAGGUGGGGGGAGUGAAUGACCAGCGCUCUCUCCCACCCUCAAUACCACGACUGAGGUGAGACCCUUGAGCAAGGCACCAAACCCCCAACUGCUCCCCGGGCACCACAGCGAAAAAAGCGAAAAAGUGUGUGUUCACACUGUGUGUGUGUGUGUGUGCGCGCACUUGGAUGGGUUAAAUGCAGAGCACAAAUUCCAAGUAUGGGUCAAUGUACUUGGCUACAUGUCUCGAUAGAUUCUUCAGUCAGAUUCUAACUAGCGCCUGGUUGCUAGGCUACUUGAGCCUUUUUGGUUACAAACACAAAAUCAUUGUAUGGAACCAUUACUGAACGUUUAGUCACAUGAAAAUGAAAUACAAAAGUUCCAUUGAAAUGAAUAUGAAUUUCUCUUGUGAGAAUUUUGCGUCUGCCGUGAGGUUACACUCGUUGAUGUGUUAAAGGUGCCUGAUUUAUCUUUUGCCUAAAUAGAAUGCAGUGUGUGAUUGUGUUGUUUUUUUUUUUUUUUUGGGCCUCGAGAUGGACACACUCCGUCAGAUUUGCGCAGGACUUGUAGAACACAGGUCAGAGGAGACUGAGGGUUUAGCAGUGAGGCUCUCACCGUGGCCUGACGCUGGAAUCAAUGCCGGGAAGUCGUUGUCCUCCUCAGGCAGCCUAGCGAAGGUUCAGAAAGUAGCAAGCUGGCUUUUGGAAAUGAACCAGGACCUGCUGGUUCCUGAACCUGCGCCGGAGCCAGAACCUGAACCCGGACACAUGAACCGCGAGCGAGAACCUCAGCACCGGAGGAGAGAGCGAGGAGAGGAGGAUGAGGAGGAGGACGACGAAGAGGAGGAACGAGAGCGAUCUGGAGAGGCGGAAGAAGCGGAAGAGGAGCCCUGGCCUUCGGGGAGGGAGUCUGUGAGCCAGAACGAGGGAGCGGAAGAAGGCAGGAGAGAGGAAGUGAACGGAGGAGAGAAAGCCGUUCAGUGGUUGUGGGAGCAGGAGCAGAGGAGACGGCGGCGGAGACGGAGGAACGAUGACGAGGAAGAGGAGGAGAACAACAACCACGGUGACGCAGGAGGAGAAGGACGGGUACGGACAGGACUGCGCUCCGAGGAAGACGAGGAGGACGGAGAGAGAGAGGAGGAGGAAGAGAUGGACCAAGAGAGUGACGAGUUUGAAGCGUCAGAGGACAGCGCAAGAGAGGAGGACGAGGAAGCAGAGGAGGAUGAGGAAGGAGAGACGGGACUUCACUCUUCUUCGGUCAAAACCGGAGCGUCAGAUCCGAACGAUAACGCAGACGUCCAAUCAGGACGACAGAACCAAAGCUCAUCUUCAUCUCAGCACACGCAUCCUCUGAUGAAGAGGAAGUUGGAUCAUGGACCCGAAGUUCGGCCGUUCCCUUCAGGCAAAAAGCCCUGUCCGAGUCCGACGGGUUUGGUCCCGUAUCCAUCCACUCCCACUACAUUUGGCGACUUGAGAGCUGCUAAUGGACAGGGACAGCAGAGACGCCGCAUCACCUCCAUCCAGCCUCCGACAGGCUUACAGGAAUGGCUCCGUACCUUCCAGAGUUGGAGCGGGCCAGAGAAGCUCUUGGCGCUGGAUGAGUUGAUUGACAGCUGCGAGCCGACGCAGGUGAAGCACAUGAUGCAGGUGAUCGAGCCGCAGUUCCAGAGAGACUUCAUCUCCCUACUGCCCAAAGAGUUGGCUCUGUAUGUUCUGUCCUUCUUGGAGCCGAAGGAUUUGCUCCAGGCCGCUCAGACGUGUCGAUACUGGCGAAUCCUCGCGGAAGACAACCUGCUCUGGAGAGAAAAAUGCAGAGAAGAAGGUAUCGACGAGCCGUUACACAUCAAGAGGAGGAAGGUGGUGAAGCCGGGGUUCAGUCACAGCCCGUGGAAGAGCGCUUACAUCAGACAACACCGCAUCGACACCAACUGGAGGAGAGGAGAGAUCAAGUCACCUAAGGUGUUGAAAGGACAUGAUGAUCACGUCAUCACGUGUCUGCAGUUUUGUGGGAAUCGUAUCGUUAGCGGUUCGGACGAUAACACGCUCAAAGUGUGGUCUGCAGUCACGGGAAAGUGUUUGCGGACGUUAGUUGGGCACACAGGCGGAGUUUGGUCCUCUCAGAUGAGAGACAACAUCAUCAUCAGCGGCUCGACAGAUCGAACUCUGAAAGUGUGGAACGCAGAGACGGGAGAAUGUAUUCACACGCUGUACGGACACACGUCCACUGUGCGCUGCAUGCACCUCCACGAAAAGAGGGUGGUGAGUGGCUCUCGGGAUGCGACGCUGCGUGUGUGGGAUAUCGACUCGGGUCAGUGUUUGCACGUGCUGAUGGGUCACGUGGCGGCGGUGCGCUGCGUGCAGUACGACGGACGCCGAGUCGUCAGCGGAGCCUACGACUUCAUGGUCAAAGUGUGGGACCCUGAGACCGAGACGUGCUUACACACACUGCAGGGACACACCAACCGGGUCUACUCACUACAGUUUGACGGCGUCCACGUGGUCAGCGGUUCUUUAGACACGUCCAUCCGCGUGUGGGACGUCGAGACGGGGAACUGCAUACACACACUCACGGGUCAUCAGUCCCUCACCAGCGGCAUGGAGCUCAAAGACAACAUCCUGGUGUCGGGGAACGCCGACUCGACCGUCAAAAUCUGGGACAUAAAGACGGGACAGUGUCUCCAAACGCUGCAAGGUCCUCAUAAGCACCAGAGCGCCGUGACGUGUCUGCAGUUCAACAAGAACUUUGUGAUCACGAGUUCGGACGACGGCACGGUGAAGCUGUGGGAUUUGCGCUCGGGAGAUUUCAUCCGGAACCUGGUGAGCCUGGAGAGCGGCGGCAGCGGCGGAGUCGUGUGGAGGAUCCGAGCCUCCAACGUGAAGCUGGUGUGCGCCGUGGGCAGCAGGAACGGCACCGAGGAGACCAAACUGCUCGUGCUCGACUUCGACGUCGAACUCAAGUGAACUGGACUUGAAGUGAAGGGAGAGAAAGAGCGGCGGGGCGAGGUCGGGGGGGUGUGGAAACGGGCCUCCUCGCGCAGCUCCGCCACUGGACCCACCACUGCUCACCGUUCCUGCCAUGAAUUGCCCCUUUAGUGACCGCUGCUGCGAUUUAUUUUUUGGGGGGAGGGAGGGGUUGUGCUUCUUCAGAAAGGGGGCGGGGCAUAGCUGAUAGCGGGAAGGAGGAACAGGAAGUGAGUCUCCUUGCGCAGCUCCGAGACUGGACCCAUCAUAUAGAGGCAUCACCUCCUCCAUCUUUAGAAGGGGGUAGGGGCAGGAACGAGGAGGCGGGGCCUCUGCAUUCUGGGAAGGAAGGCUUCCUCAUGCAGCUCCAUGACUGGCAUCUGUUUGUCUGGUCCCUUUCUGGGGUUCUGUGCAGCAAAGCAUUCUGGGAAGAAACGGGAUUUUUUUUUUUUUCCUUCACUCCCUUUCUCACAGCCUUUCUCGCUCAGAGACUUGCUGAUUCAAGCCUGCACGCCCCAGACAGCAUUAUCUCUUUAUUUUCGUUCUCUUUUUUUGUUGUUUGUUUUUGUUUUGGUUUUUUUUCCCUUUUAAACCAACACGAACAAGUCGACACUGUAUGCAUGACAUGAGCGAGGAAGCCGAGUUGACACAGGUGAUGGUGAACGAUGAUGAAUGCACGCAGGUUUAGAGUUUUUAACAGGAUAAAAAAAUGGAUAAAAGAGCUUUGAGUUUUAAAUGUGAGGAUUUAACAAAAAAAAAAAACCCUACACACACAAAGGACCCUCGAUACGUGCGAGAGAGAGCCUGCUUUUCUCUGGCUUGUUCUUUCUUCUUGUUGUAUCCCCAUCACACACACACACACACAAUUAUUAGUGUUCAAUGCACAACUGUGAAUUUAAGUGUCAUUCUUUAAUUCUUUUUUUUUCCACAAACAUCAGCGUUUGGUGUUCUUGUUGUGUUUCAGUUUCUCUCCACCAUUACCUCUACGACAAGUCUCAGUAUUAAUUUAAAGACAGUCUGGCAUAAAAAAAAAAAGAUGUGUACACAAUGUUCCUCUCAUCCUGAAUGUAGUCAAUCAGACAAGACGUGCUAAUAUCGCUAAUAAAAAAAGGAAGAUUAGCGCUGCUAGGUUAGCGUUGUGCAAACUGCAUGUCUAACUCAUCACAUUUGCCUCAAAAGACAUCGAUCACACGAUGCUAAACUGGAGGUUACACGCUUCUCUUAUUUAUUAGCCACAUUAGCAUGAGAAGACGCAAACUUCAGACAUCAAACGUGGAUUAUAUUUGGGUUAGAGGAGGAAAAUGGUGGACUUUUUUUUUUUGUUUUGUUAGAUCUGUGUCUUUAAGUGCUGUUCCACAUCCUCAGUGCAGUUUUGUUUCUGUUGUCGCUGUUCUCUGUUUAAGCUUCCUCAUGUUGGCUCAGUACCGUUGCUUCAUGGGAGAUUAGAAAUUGAUAUUUUUUUUUAAUUUUUUUUUUUUUUUUUUAUUUUACUUACAAGCCCCUUGGAAGCCCCGCCCCUUCCUGUUCCUGUUCUCCCAGUGGCCAAACUGAACUUAAUGCUGCUAGUCACUCAUGCGGGACUUUUUUUUUUUCCUCCACUGGCUGUGACGUUUUAGUCCCAGACUAAAUCCUAAAAGAAUUUAGACUUAUAAAUAAAUCAACAAAAGACACACGAUGCGUACAAGAUAUGAAAUCUGACUUCUUUUUCUUCUUCUUUUUUUUUUUUUUUUUUUUGCCACUGAAACUUGAGCCAAAUGUGCCUCUACGAGGCUGAAAGAGCGAGAAGGUCCGACGACUAUGGACGAUGUCGAGUGUGUGCGUGUGUGUGCCUGCUUGUGUGUGCGCGUGUGUGUGUGUUUGAGCAUCGUUCACACAUUCCUUGGGACGGAAGUUCUGUUGGGGACGUGUUGGAUGGAUUUUUUUUUUCUUUGGGUUAGCGCAUCGGAUUGAUGGAAAGUCGGACUCGCUCAUCGUUCUUUCUGAAGAGGGGACAAAAAAAAGCGUCAACGUAGCCAAACCGUUCGUCUCAUUCUCCGAGUCACACACUCACGCUGAACUGUGAAACUGGUUUAACACUGUAUAUUACGAUUUAAAGAAAAAAAAAAGAAACAAGUUCUUUCUCCAGUUUUUAUUUAUGGUCUGGUUUAAGAAAAUCAGAUAAUGGAGGUGUUUUUUUCCUUUUCUUUUUCUUUCUUUUCUUUUUUUUUCCAGUCCAAACUGCCUGGUGUAACAGACAGAUAAAAAAAUACAGCAAACCUUAAAGGGAUUGUCUAUUAGAAUUUUUAUUUUCUUAUAACUUAAGUGCAAUAAAAUGUGGGGUUGUUAUUAUUGUUUUUUUUUUCCUUUUUUGUUUCAUUUCAAGCUUCUUUUUUUGUCACUGUGUGAAAGUGUCAUAUGUGCCCAAUAAAGCUUCUACGGUUUAUUGUA
Pangasianodon hypophthalmus (striped catfish) is the source of this 5925-nucleotide messenger RNA. RefSeq names its product F-box and WD repeat domain containing 7 (gene fbxw7). The record is from RefSeq and is a predicted model, not a curated record. NCBI's taxonomy places the organism in Eukaryota, Metazoa, Chordata, Actinopteri, Siluriformes, Pangasiidae. Gene Ontology annotation, biological process: proteasome-mediated ubiquitin-dependent protein catabolic process; ubiquitin recycling. Gene Ontology annotation, cellular component: cytoplasm; nucleus. The coding region runs from base 1072 to 3498 and encodes 808 amino acids. Gene Ontology annotation, molecular function: ubiquitin binding. The transcript is spliced from 13 exons.